AUGCUAAUUCAUGUUGAGGCUGAAAAGUUUGACGACAGAGAAACGAACGUUGAUGCUGCCAUAAAUGAUGCCAAAGCUCUGUACGAAGCAGGAGAGAAGCGGCUUGGAACCAACGAAUCCGUUUUCAACAAAAUCUUCGGCACCAGAACGCACGAGCAGUUGCAGGUCGUGUUCCAAGAGUACGAGAAGUUAGCAGGCCAUGGGAUUGAGUUCGCUGUCCAGAAGGAAUUCAAAGGUCCAAUGCAGAAUGCCCUUCUCGUGAUGAUUUAUUUUGAUGCAUGUGUGAACGCUGUUUUAGUAAAGAUUGUUCGAAAUCCGAUAGCCUAUUUUGCUAAGCAGCUUUACAGUGCGAUGAAGGGACCUGGCACUAACGAUCCUGUGCUGAUCCGAAUCAUUGUCAGUCGUUCUGAACGAGAUUUGCUGCAGAUCAAGGAAGAAUUUUUCAACCUGUACGGCAAAUCUCUCAGAAGUUAUGUGAUUGUAAGUAAAUUUAUGAUUUCUCGUAAGUGACG
This is a messenger RNA of Soboliphyme baturini, 512 nucleotides long. Lineage: Eukaryota; Metazoa; Nematoda; Enoplea; Dioctophymatida; Soboliphymatidae. The record is from the annotation of a GenBank genome assembly.